AUGGCCAAUGAAACGAUGAAUCAGUUUACUGACGAUAUUUUUAGAGAGAAAAUAUUCCACUGCAAGAUUUGCGAUGAUCUUUGCACGUCCGAUAUUUUCCUGGUCAAAGGUACAGGAAACGUGUGUGGAAAAUGUUUUGAAGAAAAGUGUGGAGAGGAAAUGAAAUCAAGGGCUGAACUAAACACAGCGCUCAUCUUGAUCAUAGCCAAGCUAAUGUUACCGUGCAAGUUUAAGUCCAAGGGCUGCGAUGAAAGGGUGGACUCCAAAAGUUAUUCCCAGCACGUUGAAGGUUGCUAUUUUAAAAUGAAUCCGUGCCCGAUGAAAAGUCUUGAAGGUUGUGAUUGGAGUGGGAGCAUUUCCGAGUUUAGCGGUCAUAUUUUAAAAAAUCAUCAAGAUCAGGUGAUCAAAAGUGAAAACAAUAUUUUUAACGUUGAAACAUCUUUGGCGGAAACUUUCAACGUAAAGUUAUUAUCCGAUGAUUAUCAAAACUGCCUUUUGAGGACUUUAGUUGUUGGUGAUAAAUUGUAUUACUCCUUAACUCCACUUGGAAAAUCUGAAGAAAAUAUGGAAUAUACAGUGGUGCACAAACGUAUUCAAACAUUCACAUCCACAAAAGUAUCCAAACACUCAAACGAUUCAGUGUUAAAAACUGUAGGUACUCUAACCAAACUGAAUGGUUUUUAUGAUGAACAAAACCUGAAUAUAAACCCUAACGCGACUGUGGUAGACAUCGACUCACUGAAACAUCUUGGAGAUGAAAACAAUAUGAUUUCGAACGAAUUUAAUUUAAAUCCCAAAGGGAUAGAUGAGGAUAUACUGAAAUUGUUGGAAUGUCCCGUAUGUAUGAGCGUCAUGAGACCUCCGAUAUAUCAGUGCAAUCGUGGACAUAGCAUUUGCAUCAUAUGUCGUGGAAAAGUAAGUGCAUGUCCUACAUGCGAUGGAGAAUGGACCAAUUCCAGAAACUUCUUUAUGGAGAAUUUUACAACCAACAUAAAAUAUCCCUGCAGGUUUAAAAAAUCUGGGUGCAAAGUUACUGAAAAUGAAAGUGAAAUCAAGAAACAUGAAGAAAUUUGUUCUGUUUCUUUAAUAAGUUGUAGAUUUUAUAACUUUGGAUGCAAAGUCACUGGAGUUGAAGGUGAAAUCAAGAAACAUGAAGAAUCCUGCACGUUUAACAAAUGCAAAUGCCCAAUUUGCCCAGAAUUUGUACACACAAAUGAUAUAUCAAAACAUGUGGAAGACAAACAUAGAGAAUGCAUAAUAUCCAGAUAUAAGGACAUUAAAAAGUAUUCAAAAUGUCAUGGGUAUAGGGUAUAUGAUUCAAGAUUAUUUAGAAUAUCGUAUCAUACUGAAGAUUCAUAUGUUUAUUUUGCUGUUGAAUUGAUUUGCUCUAAUGGAGACCUCAAUGAGUAUUAUUAUGAAAUUACUUUUGAGAACAAAUAUAAUCACAACAAAAAAUCAAUGUCAUCAUCUUGUUUAAAAGAGCAGCCACUACUUCAAAUGUUUAAAAUAAAAGGGAAUGCGAAAUGCCAUGUUGAUGAUUUUCAAAAGUUUGAUAUUUCCUUCAGAAAAGUAGAUAAUUCAAAACAAAUUUAA
This is a messenger RNA of Brassicogethes aeneus, 1593 nucleotides long. NCBI's taxonomy places the organism in Eukaryota, Metazoa, Arthropoda, Insecta, Coleoptera, Nitidulidae. The record is from the annotation of a GenBank genome assembly.